Messenger RNA from Anarrhichthys ocellatus (wolf-eel), 4435 nucleotides. It is a transcript of the gene thrap3b, whose product is annotated as thyroid hormone receptor associated protein 3b. Bases 384 to 3077 code for a protein of 897 amino acids. Lineage: Eukaryota; Metazoa; Chordata; Actinopteri; Perciformes; Anarhichadidae. The transcript has 12 exons. Gene Ontology annotation, molecular function: DNA binding; transcription coregulator activity. Gene Ontology annotation, cellular component: mediator complex. The record is from RefSeq and is a predicted model, not a curated record. Gene Ontology annotation, biological process: positive regulation of transcription by RNA polymerase II.
GGACAUCAACACUUCACGACACACAAACUCUCGCGCGAUUAGGGCGUAGCGAAUGUAGCAUCGCGAGCUAACUGUGUCUCUCGAUCGUUAGAGCGUGAUGCCGCCAAAAACUUCCAUUCAGCACAUUUGAAAAACACAUAGAAGCAUCCGCAGAUACAUAUAAUGGCGCAUGUCGCGGCAGUCCAGGCGCCUACCCUCUUCUAAGGGCGCAGUGCGUCUGUUUUGGUGGCCUAGUUGGCAACGAUCCCGCUGCUAACAAGCUAGGUUGCUAACAUCCGCUUACACUCGUAACGUUACAGUGAAACCACGGAGUAGAACCAGGAAGGAGGACCAGACGAGCAGCCUCCACGGAAAAGAACAGUUGGACUGGUCUGAGUGCAAAGAUGUCGAAGGCUCCGGAUUCCCCAGCUCGGUCCCGCUCCAGAUCGAGGUCCAAAUCCAGGUCUUACUCCAGGUCUCACUCUCGGAGCCGCUCCCGCUCAAGAUCCAGAAAACGUCGCUAUAGCUCCAGGUCUCGUUCCCGCUCUCGCUCACACUCUCCGUCCUACAGAAACUAUCCUUCCAGGGACUAUCAGAACAACAGAGGAGGGUUCCGAGGCUACAACCGAGGCUUCCGGAGGCCCUACCACUACCGUGCCAGAAACCGAGGCUAUUACCCACGCAGCCAUUACCAGAACAGGGGAGGAGGUGGCUACGGCUAUAAGUCCAACUGGCAGGGCGGUGUUGGCGGUGGCGGCGGUGGUGGCUGGCACGAUCGCCACCAUGACCAGGACCACCAUGCGCACAGCCCCAGGAGGGGCCGCUCACGCUCCCGCACGCCCAAGAAGCGCUCGGGCAGCCGGAGCCGCUCCCACUACUCCGACCGCUCGUCCUCGCGGGGAUCUCGGCGCUCCAAGCACUCCAGCUACUCCUCGCGGUCCCGGUCCUCGUCGCCGCAUCAUCGCAGCAGCAAGGGCAAGCCCGGCUCCAAGGAUGCUAAGGACAAGCUAGAAAGUCAGGGAGAGAAAUCGGGUCUGGCAGCAGACGGCAGUGCCAUCGAGAAGGCAUCCGGAGGUAAAUGGAUUGACUAUGAUGCCAGUCCUAAACGAAUCAGCCCAGACAUUAAGAAAGAAGGUGGCCCCACUGGUCCUGACAGCAAAGCUCCCGCGACUGGCGGUCCUAUGUGGAAAACCAUCGGCACCGUGUCCCCUCCAGCAAAGAGCCCCACGAAGUCCGGACAAACGGCCUCCUUCAGUGGCUUUGGGUUCUUCUCGAAGGAAGAGGCCAAAUGUGAAGAUAAGACUGUGAUCUCUGCUGCCUUCAAAAAGUUCUUGGCCGAGAACAAAAACAAAAAGCAGGCUGCUGAAAAGGAGAACGGUCGCGAUAAAGAGCAGAGCACCACAGACCGUGAGCUAGAGAAAGGAGGCAAGUCUGGAGACCUUUUCAACAUCUCGUCCACUUCUUUAAGCGACUCCAAGGAGGACAAGACCCUGCCUUUCUUCGACGCCGGAGAAGAGGAGUUCCUCAAGUCGCACGGGCUGAAAGAGAGGGACAUUGAUGAGGACGGGGAGGUCAAAACCACCCUCACCGCUCGGGACAUUUUCGGGAAGUGGGGGGACGAGCCGAGCUAUUCCACGUCCUACCCGUCGGUUAAGGAGAAGAGCCGCAGAGAUGCUGAAGAGGCAGAGCCCCUUGAACACAUGGAGGAGGAGUUCUACCGAGGCCGCAAGCACAGCUCCAAGAAGGAGGAGAAGUCCAAGAAGAAGGAGAAGAAAGACAAGGAGAAGUCCAGAAGGAGUCUGUCCCCUCCCGCAACUUCCAGAGAGAAGGAGCGCCCGCUGUUUCCCGGAGCUUUCCCUCGGCGCGAGGAGUCACCUGUGCGACACCUGUCUGCGUCAAGAGACGACUUUGAACACAAAAUCGGUUCUGUAGGUGAAAUGCCCAGCUCCUCCCUGUCUAAAGAGCGCCUCGUGCCCCGAGAGCUGCAGAAUCCCACGAAGAAAGAUCCGGAGUUCCGUUCCAUUUUCCAGCACGUUCAGUCACCACAGCUCCGUCGCAGCCCCUCUGAGCUGUUUGCUCAGCACAUAGUCUCAAUCGUGCACUACAUCAAAGCGCAACACUUCCAAUCGUCAGACAUGACUUUAAGUGAGCGGUUUGCCAUGUACCAAAGAAAAGCUGCAGAGGUAGAAAUGAUGAAGCCAAGGAAGAGCCCAGAAAUCCACAGGAGAAUCGAUGUUUCCCCCAGUGCUUUUAAGAGGCACUCUCACCUGUUUGAGGAUAUGGAGGAGACCAGCUACAAGGAUCCAAGUAAAAAGUUCAAAGGCGACGUGAUGGACCUUCGCCUGGAUAUUGAAAGGCGUAAGAGGUUUGCCGGGAAGGACUCCAAGCGCGAGGGAGGCAGGAGCCCCGGAGGCUCCCGAGGAGCGAGCAGAGAGAAGUCCUCUGAGAAAUCUGGGAAACACCACAAGAAAUCCAAGAAGGGUAAGAAGAAGCGUGAGCGCUCUCCGUCCUCCUCGUCCUCCUCCUCCUCUCCGUCCCCCUACCCUCCGCCUUACAGGGGCAAGGAGUUCAUGGGAGGAGAAGGGAUGGAGCACUCGGAGGAGGGCUACGGUCGCUACCCUCCACGCGACUACAGCGGGCCCGGAGACAGAGGCCACUAUGAAGGCCACAGCGCGGAGAGAGGCCGAGGCCGUGGAUUUUUCCCCAGAGUCAGAGGGAGAGGGUGGAGCAGGGGAAAUUAUCCAGGCAACAACAACAACAACAACAGCAGCAGCAGCAAUGGAAACCCUGCAAAUGUAAAUCCCGCAGUGCGCCCUCCUGAGGAGGAAUGGGACCCUGAAUACACUCCCAAGAGCAGGAAGUAUUACCUGCAUGAUGACCGUGAUGGCGAGAAAACCUGGGUGGACAGCCGCGGAAGAGGCCGCGGUUCCUUCCCGCCCCGCCGGGGGCGCUUCGUCUACCGCAAGGGGGGCAGCAGCCCGAAGUGGACCCACGACAUGUUCCAGGGAGGACAGGAGGGGGAGCUGGGAGACGACUCCGCGGAAGUAGAGCGUAAAGACACCAAGGGCCCAGGAGACGCCUCCGCCCAGAAGCAGUAGAGCAGCUCGCUCCGUCAUCUCCUGCAUAUUCAGCGGCGUAGCGGUCACGGGGUCGUUCUUCUUUAUUUUCCCCUCCAGGUCAUGUCGUCAUUGAUAGUUUAAAAAAAAAAAAAAAAUGUGUUGAGUGAGUUUGAGCCUUCUCACGGUUUAGGUGAAGAAAGAACUGACUUGAAUGAGGAGCAGCACUCUGUUACGUUUUGUAUGUGAGGUUAGCUUCGUUUCAGAGUGUUUUUAUGUAAAGGUUUUGUUUUUUUUCCGCAGCCGGUUGACUCAAUUGUAUCGUUUUAAGGGAGAAAAUACUGAGGCAACAAAGAUCCUUUGAAAAUAUGACAAAAUGCAUUUGUGCCUUAGAAAUGACAUAUAGCUAAUAAUACGUGUGUAAUCUGUUGGAGGGUACAGCCCCGGCUACGAGAGGUACAACUCCACCUGUUUCAGUGUAGGAAGGUAUUAGAUGAUUGACACCUUCUCGUUCUUUCUUUCUCUGUUUUUUUGGGGCUGUGAUAAAUCUUUGAUGUUACUGCAUGACGCGUUCGAUUCAUACCUCGCUCCUCGGGACCAAUCGGUAGUGGGCUCAGGGCUCACAAUCGUCAAAUUAUCAGACAUGAAAACAAUUUUGGUUAACCCCCCCCCACCCAUCCGAACGAUCGAUGUUUGUCAUUUAUAUUAUCCAGGCUUUUUCAUGUAGUGCCACUUCACCUGUAUUUCUCAUUAGGAAGUGAAGACAUUUUUAUGUGUGUGUUCCAGUAUAUUCUCAUUGAUUGUGGGUGUUUUCUGUUUAAAAGACGUGUAAAUUGUAAAGAAUUUGGCACCAAAAUCCCCUGAUUUUUGCUUUAGACAGAUGAACAUAUAGGUUUUCUGCCUCUGUCAUAUCAAUUUAGGUAAGUGGCUACCUCUUGUUUAGAUUUUUAAUCAAAAAAAAGAAUAGUUAUUACAAAAAGUUAUUAAGUGUAUAGAAUUAUAAGACCUAAAUUAUUGUAAUCUCAACAUCCGGGGGAAAGGAGAACAUACAAACUGAAUACAGUUCAUUUUUUUUAAAUACAACAGUUGCAGUAAAUCCUCUCGCAUAAAAAAAAAACAGUUUAGACUCCAGACAGAGAACCUAAACAUGAAAAAGUGAAGAGAUAUUGACAAAACCUUUUGUCAAAGGCAUCGAUGAAAGUGUGUUUUUAAGAGGAAUUGACGUGACCUAGUUUCUCACUGCUGCUUCGUCCCACUUUUGACUGUACAUACUGCAUGUACUAAACACAACUGUAGGACUUUUUCUUUUUGUUUAAUCUGAAGCUGAAUACUUUUGUACUGUUCUCAAGAGCUUUGGAGUUCUUUGUCUUUUAAUUUUCAAUAAAUUUUUCUUUGAUUCA